Molecule: messenger RNA, 942 nt
Organism: Vittaforma corneae ATCC 50505
Lineage: Eukaryota; Fungi; Microsporidia; Nosematidae
Exons: 1
Coding region: 1-942 (313 amino acids)
Biological process (GO): cytoplasmic translational initiation
Cellular component (GO): eukaryotic translation initiation factor 3 complex, eIF3m
Molecular function (GO): protein binding; RNA binding; translation initiation factor activity
Source: RefSeq, a predicted model, not a curated record
AUGCAGUCAACUAAGCAAUCUAUCUUUUUUCAUGAAAGACCAAUCACAGAUUUAAAGUUUCAUCGUGAUGGUGACAUAUUCUUCACAGCUUCAAAAGAUUGCUCAGCAAGCAUGAUAAAUUUAGAGGGAAAGAUUCUUGGCUCGUUUGACAAGCAUAGUGGCGCUAUAUCUACAAUAGAUUCAUUUCAAAAUACUUUUUUAACAGCAGGUACUGAUCUCCUUCUUGUCAAAUGGGAUAUUCUCACGGGAAGUAUCGAAAGUACUAUUUACUGUGAUGCUGUCGUACGAGGAAUAGAUUUUGGUGAACAGAUAUACUUCUGUACAGAUAAUUCAAUGAGCAAAGAGGCAUUUGUUGGAAUGGUAGAUCCAAAAACCAAUGCUCUUCAUAGAAUAAUUUCACUUUUUGAGCCUUCUUCCAAAAUAUUCAAAAUAGACAAUAGCAUUAUUUUUUCAACUACAAAUGGAAAAGUUUGCAAGUUGGAUUUAAGAAAUCAAAGGAUUAUACAAGAAACUAAAGUGCACCAAUCCAAGAUAACAGACAUGAAGCCAUCUGCUUGUAGAUCAUUCUUCGUUACAUCAUCGAUGGAUUCUUCUGCGAAAAUCAUUGAUACCGAAACAUUUAUAGUUAAAAAAAGGUUUGAUAGUGAAGAGCCAAUAAAUUCCGUAGCAGUUUUCAAUACCAAUGAUAUAAUAGUUUGUGUUGGAGGCAUUAACGCCAGAGAUGUUACUGCUACACGAGGAAAAAGCUCUUUUGAUACCAACUUCUUUGAUAUAGUCACACAACAGAAGAUUGGAUAUUUCACAACACAUUUUGGAACCAUCAAUGCUAUUGAUGUUCAUCCCCAGUCAACACACUAUAUCUCAGGAGGAGAGGAUAGUAGUGUUUGUCUUGUAAAGCUAGGUAUGGAUUUUAAAGAAGCACCAUUUACAAAGCUUAACUAA